GGAGAGCUGGAGUCACCUACGAAGGUGUCCUCUGAUACUGAACCCCUACAGGAAGCCACGUGUGCCCCGCUGGGGCACAGCCCCAGCUGAUGCCCCAGAGAGGCCAUCCAUCUCAAGAGGGGCUUUGGGCCCAGCCCUCCCUCCCCAUGGCACAUGGACCAGAGCCUGAGGCCGAUGGACUGUUGGACCUCAGCUUCCUGACAGAGGAGGAGCAGAAGGCCAUUGAUGACGUCCUCAAACGAGACGCCCACCUGCGCCAGCUGGAGGAGGGGCGGGUCAGCAAGCUCCGGGCCUCGCUGGCAGACCCUGAGCAGCUGAAGAUCCUGACAGGGGACUGGUUCCAGGAAGCACGUUCCCGACGGCACCACCCUGCCCACUUUGGCUCUGACCUUGUCCGAGCCUCUAUCCGCAGAAAGAAGAGCUCCAGGGGAGACCAGGCUCUGGGCAGUGAUGGGGAGGCUGAGGCUGCCGGGAAAGGGAAUGAAGAGGAACCAGAGCCCAGGCUCCCCAUAGGUGAGGCCCCUCAAGAGAGGCUCAGUGAGACUGAGGGACAGGAUUUCCCAUCACCAUGUGCCCCUCCGAAGGCUUCAGAUCAUGAGGAGGAGUCCCAGGCCCAGGAAACCCCUGGCCAAGGGGGCGUGCAGGUCUGCGCCGAGGAGGCGGACCCGGAGUUGGAGCCCGCGUCCAGGGAAGAGAAGGAGCCAGAGCCACCCCCAGCCCAGACCAAGGCGGCAUCCGAGAUCCUGGAGAACGGGCAGGAGGCCCUGGGGCCCGGCCCCUCACUCGACCGCAUGCUCAGCAGCAGCUCGUCCGUGUCCAGCCUCAGCUCCUCCACGCUGAGCGGCAGCCAGAUGAGCCUGUCGGGGGAGGUGGAGACCGGCGCGGUGCAGGUGCGCGGCUCCGUGCACCUGGCGCUGCGCUACGAGCCGGGCGCCGCCGAGCUGCGCGUGCACGUGAUCCAGUGCCAGGGCCUGGCCGAGGCCCGGCGCCGCCGCUCCGACCCCUACGUCAAAACCUACCUCCUUCCGGAUAAGCAGAGCAAGCGCAAGACGGCGGUGAAGAAACGGAAUCUGAACCCGGUCUUCAACGAGAUUCUCCGGUACUCCGUCCCGCAGGCCGAGCUCCGGGGCCGCGUGCUGAGCCUGUCCGUGUGGCACCGCGAAAGCCUGGGUCGCAACAUCUUUCUGGGCGAAGCCGAAGUGCCCCUGGACACGUGGAACUGGGACUCCGAGCCCGCCUGGCUCCCCCUGCAUCCCCGGGUCCCACCCUCUCCCGACGAGCUUCCCAGCCGUGGGCUUCUCUCCCUGUCCCUCAAGUACGUCCCCGCCGGCUCCGAGGGCCCGGGACUGCCCCCGAGCGGGGAGCUGCACUUCUGGGUGAAGGAAGCUCAGGACCUCGUGCCGCUGCGCUCAGGAUCCCUGGAUACUUACAUACAAUGCUCAGUGCUGCCUGAUGACAGCCGGGCCAGCCGCCAACGUACAAGGGUGGUACGUCGCAGCCUCAGCCCUGUGUUCAACCACACCAUGGUUUAUGAUGGCUUUGGGCCUGCUGACCUUCGCCAGGCCUGUGCUGAGCUCUCCCUCUGGGACCAUGGGGCCCUGGCCAGCCGUCAGCUGGGGGGCACACGCCUCAGCCUGGGCACAGGCAGCAGCUAUGGGCUCCAGGUGCCCUGGAUGGAUUCCACACCUGAGGAGAAGCGGCUGUGGGAGAUGCUUCUGGAGCAGCCCUGCGAGUGGGUGGAUGGUCUUCUGCCCCUCAGAACCAACCUGGUUCCCAGGACAUAGACCUACCCGACCCCUCUCUCUGGACCCCCAUCUCAGGGCCUGCCCUUGCCUACA
Messenger RNA from Cynocephalus volans (Philippine flying lemur), 1838 nucleotides. RefSeq names its product synaptotagmin like 1 (gene SYTL1). Gene Ontology annotation, cellular component: plasma membrane; exocytic vesicle. Gene Ontology annotation, molecular function: small GTPase binding; neurexin family protein binding. Gene Ontology annotation, biological process: intracellular protein transport; exocytosis. The record is from RefSeq and is a predicted model, not a curated record. Lineage: Eukaryota; Metazoa; Chordata; Mammalia; Dermoptera; Cynocephalidae. The transcript is spliced from 15 exons. Bases 90 to 1784 code for a protein of 564 amino acids.